AUGGCCCGUCGCUGCACCUGCCGGCCCGCCACUGCACCUGCCGGCCCGCCUCUGCACCUGCCGGCCCGCCACUGCACCGGUCAACCCGCCGCUGCACCUGACGGCCCCACCCCUGCAUCUCCUGGCCGAGCCGCCUCAGCAGCCAAACCGCCCCACUGCGUCGCUGUCGUCGCCAUGGCUACCCCUAGUGUCCUAGCUUUUGACGCUGAGGGUCGCGCCAUUGAUUUUGAGGUCUGGUUAGACGACCUGCAGCUGUUCUUACAGUGCGACAGGGCUGACGACCUUUCUCUCUUUGAUCUCACCUCUGGCGCCUCUCCUGCUCCUGCUGCUGAUGCUGAUCCCGCUGUCCGCUCUAAGUGGGCCACCCGCGAUGCUGCUGCACGUCUUGCUGUGCGUCGCCACCUCCCUACCUCUGAGCUGUGCGCACUUCAUGACACUCGCUACCGCGCCGCCCUUCCUGCUGAGUUCUGCGCUAAGAACCCCCCCCCCAUGUACAUCGCUCUCUACUACGUAGUCGCGCGCCUCCCUGACUCCCUUCGCGUCGUCAGGGACCACUUUCUCGCAGUCUGUCCCACCACCCUCACCGUCGACCUCCUCGAGAAGGCCCUCCUCGCAGCGGAGAAGAGCAUAGUCGCUGUAGGUGCUUCUCGUGGUGACCCUCGCACCCCCAUCUUUGAGGGGUGCUCUCCUUCCCCCUUGCUGCCCUCUGUUGCCUCUGCUGCUGCUGCCGACCUGCUUGGUCUAGAGUCGGUCGGCGCGGCGUCUGCCCCUAGUGGGAGACGUCGCUCCAGCAAGGGCAAGGGGGGCAAGGGCGCGGGUGGAGCUGGAGGGGGCGGUGGCGGUGGCGGCGGUGGCGGCGGAGGGAGUGGGGGUGGCGGCGGGACUAGUAGCGGGGGUGGUGGUGGUGGUGGCAGCAGCGGCGGAGACGGUGGUGGUGGUGCCAGCGGUGGUGGUGGAGGCAGCGGCGGAGGUGGAGGCGGCGGAGGUGGAGGCGGUGGAGGCGGCAGCGGAGGAGGCAGUGGUGGUGUAGGGGGUGGAUCUGGUCGGGGUGGUACCCAGCAGCGUAGCGGCGGUGGUGGUGGCCAGCGCUCGCAGCGGCAGCAGCAGCAGCGCUCUCGGGACAUCCCUUCGCCUCAGCAGCUUCGUGAGUGGUACGCUGGGCGUCAGAGGGGUGGGGGUACUGGUCCCUGCACCUACGUUCUUCGUUCCGGCGACCGCGCGGCGAUCUUUGAUCUUGAUUUUGAUGCUAUCCUUACUGCUAUGUAUGUUGUGGAUUAUAGUGAGGAGAAUGAGGGUUACCGCUGUUUCCAGCCCGACCCGGGCAUUGGUCCUGCUGCGCUAGGUGCUUGUGAGGCUGCUGCUCUAGGUGCCAGUGCGUCUGCGCUCUCAGGUACUGGUGAGACUGCGCUCUCAGGUACUGAGUCGUCCUCGUCCUCCCUCACUUUCACACUUGACUCCGGAGCUUCUCGCUCCUUCUUUCGAGACCGCACUACCCUUACGCCGCUUGGCCGGCCGGUUGCGGUCUCCCUUGCUGACCCCUCUGGGGGUCCUGUCCUGUCUCACUUCUCCACUGUCCUCCCGUGUCCGGCUGCCCCUUCGGGCACCCUGUCGGGUCUGUACCUUCCCUCGUUCUCUACGAACUUGGUGAGUGGAGCAGACCUGCAGGAUGGGGGUGUUCACCAGUUCACUCCUGCGAGUCAGCGGGUGACCCACUGCACGGAGGCACGCACAGGCCGACACCUGGCCACGUUCUCGCGUCGGCCGGGGUCGAGUCUCUACACCCUGACCGUUGAGUCUCCUCCUGUCCCUGCGUCUGGUCAGGUGGCUGCGUCGGGUCAGGUACUUGCUGCUGCGUCCCGGUCAGGUCCUGAGUCUGCCCCCUGUUCUUGUCGCCUCCUGUCUCACGAGACUCUCCUGUGGCACCACCGUCUUGGCCACCCCUCCUUGCCCCGUCUUCGGAGCAUGGCUUCCCGUGUCCUUGUCUCUGGUCUUCCCCAGUCUCUCCCUCCUCUCCCCUCCGGGCCAGGACCUUCCUGUGUCCCCUGUGUCGAGGGUCGCCUCCGGGCUACUCCUCACUCCUCCCACUUCCCCCCGACAGAGGCUCCCCUGCAGACGCUUCACAUGGAUGUGUGGGGCCCAGCCCCCGUCCGUGGGCAGGGUUACGAGCGCUACUUCCUGUUGGUGGUUGACGACUACUCGCGUUACACCACAGUCCUCCCCUUGCGCAGCAAGGGUGCGGUCACUGAGGUGCUGAUCGACUGGAUCCGCGAGGCUCGUCUCCAGCUCAGGAAGAGCUUCGGCUCGGACUUUCCUGUUCUGCGUCUGCACUCUGACCGAGGCGGAGAGUUCUCUUCUCGCCUUCUGCGAGACUACUGUCGUGCACGGGGGAUCCGCCAGACCUUCACGCUUCCGGACUCACCGCAGCAAAAUGGGAUUGCUGAGCGCCGCAUUGGCAUGGUCAUGGAUGUCGCUCGUACGUCCAUGAUGCAUGCGGCUGCCCCCCAUUUUCUGUGGCCGUUUGCGGUGAGGUACGCGGCGCAUCAGCUCAACCUUCACCCCCGGGUCUCUCGGCCUGCGAUGUCCCCAGCCUUGCUGUGGACGGGGAAGGUUGGCGAUGCGUCUGUGUUCCGUGUCUGGGGAUCUCGGGCGUUUGUCCGCGACUUGUCUGCGGACAAGCUGUCCCCUUGCGCUGCUCCCUGUGUCUUCCUUGGCUUCCCCACUGACGCCCCAGGGUGGCAGUUUUACCACCCCUCCUCUCGUCGUGUUCUGUCCUCCCAGGACGUCACGUUCGACGAGUCAGUCCCCUUCUACCGUCUCUUCCCCUACCGCACUCCUUCCCUCCCCCCUCCCCCGGACUUCCUUGUGCCGGUAGACGCCGUUGACCCGGUCGAGGUUACUGGUGACUCUGGUGCUGCUGCGGGUGCUGUGCGCGGGGGUGCUGAGCCUGGGGGUGCUACUGCUGGGGGUGCUGGGCCUGAGGGUGCUAAUGCGGAGGGUGCGGAGCCUGGGGGUGCUGAGCCGGGGGGUGCUGUGCCUGGAGGUGCUGGGUCUGGGGGUGCUGGGUCGGGAGCUGCUGAGCCUGGGGGUGCUGAGCUGGGAGCUGCUGCGCCUGGGGGUGCUGCGUCUGGAGCUGCUGAGCCUGGGGUUUCUCCUGCUGCUGCGUCUCGCCGGGAGCCCCUCUCUCCACAGGAGCUGCGCGAGUGGUUCGGUCGCCGCUGGAGGCGUGCUGCUGAGUCUGGAGGUGCUGCUGGAGCUGGGGCUGGAGCUUCUUCGACCGUCGAGGGUGCGGGUGCUGCCGGUCCCGGAGCUGCUGGACCUGCGGGUCCUCCUGGAGCUGGAGCUGCUGAGGGCGUUGGUGCUGAGCCUACUGCUGUUGGUCCUGCCGCUGGAGGUGUGGGUGGCGCUGGUGCUGUCGCUGAGGGUGCUGAUGCUGUCCCUGCUGAGUCUGGAGCUGCCGCGCGGCCUCGGCCGUACUUCGUUCCGCUCCUGCAGCAGGUUCUUGGUCUUUCUCCUCCAGUAGAGGGUCCACCGCCUGUCCAGUCGCAGUCCCUGCUGGAGCCUUCCUCUCCACUGCCUGCUCCCUCUCCUUACAAUGGUCCUACUGGAGGUCUUGCUGAGCGUCGUGAGCCUGCGUCUCGUCCCGCGUCGCCUGUUCGUGCUGCUCGCGCUAGUGGUCGCAGUUCGCGUCAGCGUCCUCCUCCUGUCCCUGGCACGCACCGGAUGUCUUUACGUCCGUCCACUGCUCCUCUGCGUGCCCCUUUGCCUUCUCCUCCUGAGUCCUCUCUUCCUGCGCUUGCCGACCCUGAGUCGGACUCUCUUCGUGCUGCCAGUCCUACUGUCACGCGUCUGCUUGCUACUGUCGUCACUGACCCCUCUUUUGAGUCCACUGCUGCGUCUGCUCUAGUCGCUGAGCUCGUCGAAUUUGCUGCUCGCUGUCGUCUCGACUACGCUGCUAGUCUUGUUGCUGAGUCUGCGUCUGUCUGUCCUCCGUCCGUCGGGGGUGAGUGUGCUCUUGGCACGGACGUCCUAGAGGACAGGCAGGAGGAGUUACAGUGUCUAGCGGCUGCUUCACCUCAUCUCGCGUCUGUACUGCUUACCCCUGAGGGAGACCCGGAUGCACUAGACAUCCCGACUCCGCGUUCUUACGCGGAGGCCGUAGAGGGUCCCUACUCCUCUCAGUGGCAGGCAGCUAUGGAUGCAGAGAUGGCUUCCUGGAAGUCCACAGGCACCUACGUUGACGCGGUUCCCCCUCCUGGGGCGAACAUCGUCAGUGGCAUGUGGAUCUUCAGGGUGAAGCGGCCGCCGGGCUCUCCACCUGUCUUCAAGGCACGGUACGUUGCUCGUGGCUUCAGUCAGCGGCAGGGAGUUGACUACUUUCAGACCUUCUCUCCCACCCCGAAGAUGACUACUCUUCGGGUGCUGCUGCACAUAGCCGCUCAGCGCGACUACGAGCUUCACUCUCUCGACUUCAGCACUGCGUUCUUGCAGGGUAGCCUGCACGAGGAGAUCUGGCUUCGCCGUCCACCUGGCUUCACUGGGACUUUCCCUCCUGGCACCCAGUGGAGCCUCCGACGGCCAGUCUACGGUCUCCGCCAGGCACCGCGUGAGUGGCACGACACACUGAGGACUACGCUUGCGGCUCUUGGGUUUGCUCCUUCUACUGCUGACCCGUCGCUGUUUCUUCGCACCGACACUUCCCUGCCGCCGUUCUACAUCCUCGUGUACGUCGACGACUUGGUCUUUGCCACAGCGGACACUGCUGGACUCGCCUACGUGAAGUCCGAGCUGCUGAAGAGACACACGUGCACAGACCUGGGUGAACUGCGCAGCUACCUUGGCUUGCAGAUCACUCGGGACAGAGCACGCCGCACCAUUACCUUGACUCAGUCACACAUGGUGCAGCAGGUCCUUCAGCGCUUCGGCUUCACGUACUCCUCGCCUCAGGCCACUCCUCUGCCUACUCGCCACUCACUCUCAGCUCUGCCUUCGGAUGAGUCCGUAGAGUCGAGUGGUCCGUGUGCAGAGCUUGUUGGCUGCCUCAUGUACCUGAUGACCUGCACACGACCUGACCUUGCAUACCCUCUGAGCAUUCUUGCACGCUAUGUUGCUCCUGGGAGACACAGACCGGAGCACAUGGCUGCAGCGAAGAGGGUAUUGCGCUACCUGUGCAGUACGUCGGGCAUGGGGCUAGUGCUUGGAGGGCGGAGUCCAGUGGUCCUUACCGGCCACGCGGACGCUUCUUGGGCUGACGACCAGGCUACGCAGCGGUCGUCACAGGGUUACACCUUCAGUCUUGGUUCCGGCUCUGUCUCGUGGCGGUCUACUCGCUCGUCUUCGGUUCUCGGCUCCAGUUGUGAGGCUGAGAUCUACGCCGGGGCCAUGGCUGCACAGGAGCUUCGCUGGCUCACCUACCUGCUGACUGACCUUGGAGAGCCGCCUCGUUCUCCUCCAGUGCUGUACGUAGACAACAAGGCCAUGCUGGCCUUGUGUCGAGAGCAGCGCUUGGAGCACAGAACGAAGCACAUUGCUCUCCGCUACUUCCUUGCUCGUGAGCUGCAGCAGCGUGGUCAGUUGCGACUUGCGUACGUGGCCUCUGAGGCCAACACUGCUGAUGUGUUCACCAAGGCGCUCGCGCCUUGUGACCAUCAGCGCUUUUGCACCCAGCUGGGUCUUGUGCCUGUCUUGCCUCACUUGCUCUCCUCUUGA
Messenger RNA from Closterium sp. NIES-65, 5706 nucleotides. The record is from the annotation of a GenBank genome assembly. Lineage: Eukaryota; Viridiplantae; Streptophyta; Zygnematophyceae; Desmidiales; Closteriaceae.